This is a messenger RNA of Schistocerca americana (American grasshopper), 2397 nucleotides long. Its product is annotated as putative transmembrane protein 183BP. Gene Ontology annotation, biological process: regulation of protein stability. Gene Ontology annotation, molecular function: protein binding. The coding region runs from base 411 to 1286 and encodes 291 amino acids. The transcript is spliced from 7 exons. Lineage: Eukaryota; Metazoa; Arthropoda; Insecta; Orthoptera; Acrididae. Gene Ontology annotation, cellular component: SCF ubiquitin ligase complex. The record is from RefSeq and is a predicted model, not a curated record.
UGAUUGAUUUGUGUGUGGGCGUGUGUGUGUUAAAAUCAAUGAUGUUUGAGUGGUGAAGGUGGGGAGGAGUAGUAGGCAGCAACAGUCAGAGCGCUGGUGUCAACUAUGACAGUACCGGUAGGAGCGAUUUUACAAAUGUGAGACGAAGUUAAUCUGGAAAUGUUCUGAAGGCGGUACCCUUCGAUUUUUGGGAGGUCUAAUCCCAAUACUGAGGUAUUUGCCAAAAAUACUGUAGAGAACAACAGUCUGGGUGUGAUUCAGCAUCUGAAGACUGCAGGACCGUGAUGAAGAGAGGGGGUGAAAGAAAGUGUCAUAACUUGAAACGGAGUUGGAAAUAUGCCCGAGACAUCAGGAGCAAAAAUGUGAUGAUAUGACCAUGUGAAAAGAUGGAGGGGAGAGUUCCUCUAUAAAUGCUGCAAUUUACACACAAAUUACAGAGUUGUCAACAGCCUGCUGAACCUGAACCUGAACCUGAACCUGAACGAGAACAAGAUCAAGAACAAGAACAAGAUCAAGAUCAAGAUCAUGUAAUUGACAUGAAUUGUAGUUGCCCAUAUCCUCUAGAUUUUUGGUUUCAAAUCUCAAGUUACAUUGAUCCAGAAGAUGUGGAAAGAUUUGCAAGAAUCUGCAAACAUUGUGCCAGUAUUGUGAGAUCCGCAUCAUUUUGGUUGUCAUUAUACAAGAGGUUUUAUAGGUCAGAUAUUCCCUUGCCGCCAUAUCUGCAGCCUGCAGCAAUGACUCGGCGACAUGGAUUGAGAACCAGAGUGAUCCGCGCAUUGUAUUUUUUGUAUAUGCCCAUGACUCGCAGGCUUCAGGAUCCUACUCUCUCUGAGUCAAGGCUUCUAGACAAGAUGUGUGUACAGCAGUGCCACAAGUAUCAUUUUGCAAUUGGGUGUUCUACAUUCAUUUUCAAGUUUCAAGAUGUGAAGCAUAUACCUGUACGAGGACAAGAACCUGUCGAAAAGGAAGAUGAUAUUUAUGCAAAUAGUGAUGAGGGAGCCAUAACAUUAAAGUUGACCUGUUCACAGAUUACAACUCCACCCCUAGUGCUCAUUGGACUGGUACUGCGAAGUAUCACAUUUCCUACUCCUGCAGAUCCAGGUGCCCAUGUGCAAAUUAGUGUGGGUGAUAAUUAUGUUGCAUCACCACCCAAGAUCAGCAUUGUCCUUAAUAAAGUGAUUGCUGUACAAAUGACAGACUGGUGGCACCCAUGUUUCUCUCACACACACCCAUUCCAGUCAAUCUUGCACCCAUGCUAUGCAGACCCAGAUGAAUUACUGGGUUAAACACAAGUUUGUUUGAAUACAAUGUGUAUGCAUGGGUGUGACAACCCCUUCAGUGUGUGAAAAACAUGGAAGAAAUUAGUCUGAAUUCAUUUGUACAUGCCACAAUUUGGGCAAAAAAAGGUUCACUCUGAAGGUACAUAAAUUCUGUGCAUUUGUGUUACUCAGACAAAUUAGCAUGGGUGAUAAUUAUAUUGCAUCAUCACAUCCAUUUCAGUUAAUGUUGCAUCCACGCUGUGCACGUGAAUUAUUGGGUUAAUUGCAAGUUUAUUUGAAUGCAAUAUGUAUGCAAAGAUGUGACACGUGGCUCCCACUCAGUGUGUAGAUAAAGUAAUGAAUAAUGAGUGUGUGAAAGGCUUGGAACAAAACUAUCUGAAUUCAUUUGCACGUGCUACAAUUUGGGCACAAAAAAUGUUCAUUCUGCAGGUACAUAAAUUAUGCACAUAUUUGUUACUCAGUCAAAUUAGUGUGGGUGAUAAUUAUAUUGCAUCACCAUUGAAGAUCAGUAUAUCCUUUACAGAGUGAUUACUGUACAAAUGACAACUUGUCAUCCAUAUUUUUCACAUACACGUCCAUUUCAGUCAAUGUUGCACCCAUGUUGUGCAGAUCCAGAUGAAUUAUUGAGUUAAUCACAAGCCUCACACUCAGUGUGUAAAUAAAGUAAUGAAUAAUGAUUAUGUGAAAGGCUUGGAACAAAAUGAUCUGAAUUCAUUUGCACUUGCUACAAUUUGGGCACAAAAAUGUUCAUCCUGCAGGUACAUAAAUUAUGCUCAUAUGUGUUACUCAAAGUACUGUGGGUGAUAAUUAUAUUGCAUCACCACUCAAGAUCAGCAUAGUCCUUAACAGAGUGAUUACUGUACAAAUGACAGACUGGUGAUCCAUAUUUUUCACAUACACCUCAAUUUCAAUCAAUGUUGCACCCAUGUUGUACAGACCCAGAUGAAUUAUUGGGUUAAUCGCAAGCCUCACACUCAGUGUGUAGAGAAAGUAAUGAAUAAUGAUUAUGUGAAAGACUUGGAACAAAAUGAUCUGAAUUAAUUUGUACAUGCCACAGUUUAGGCACAAAAAUGUUCAUUCUGAAAGUACAUAAAUUAUGCACAUAUGUGUUACUUAG